Molecule: messenger RNA, 2668 nt
Organism: Silurus meridionalis
Lineage: Eukaryota; Metazoa; Chordata; Actinopteri; Siluriformes; Siluridae
Gene: ptprr
Product: protein tyrosine phosphatase receptor type R
Exons: 14
Coding region: 282-2279 (665 amino acids)
Biological process (GO): protein dephosphorylation
Molecular function (GO): protein tyrosine phosphatase activity
Source: RefSeq, a predicted model, not a curated record
CUCUCUUCCUGUAUCCCUUUUUCCUCCUGCGCCGUGUCCAUCGCUCUUUCUCUCGGCGGAUAGAGGAAGAGACCGGAGUAUUAUUAUUAUUAUUAUUAUUAUUAUUAUUAUUAUUAUUAUUAUUAUUAUUAUUAUUAUCAUUAUUUUUUUAUGCGUCUCGCAUCCACGGCGGAAGCAGAAGAAGAAAGAUAAAAGAGAAGGAGGAGAAAAAAAAGGCGUGUGUGGGGUAAUUCUGUACAGAUGCUGGGGCUGGUCGGAGACUGAGAUCACUCCCUGGAGCCAUGCGUGGUCAAAGCUCCAUCUCUGUCCUUCUGCUCGUCUUGUUCGCCGCAGCAGAAACCGCAGGAGGCUUCUCAGGAGAUGAUGGCAGCUACCGGACGCAGCGGUAUCUCCGCCUGUCUCCGAUGUUGGAACAACCUGCCCGCUCCCUCGCUUUCGCCCCCAAGCGAAUGUCCUCCACCUUCCGCCAGGUUCCUCGCGAUCGCCAGGAGCUCAGCUUCCUCGCCAAGACGGAUGAGGAGGAGCGCGUGGAGGACCCUGCCAUGUCUACGCGUCAUAUCGUCACCGUGGCGUUGCAGGUGGAUGUUCGGCAGUUGAACGUGAGCCUCCUGCGGAUGUUCCGUGAAGGUGUAGCAGAGGCCCUGGACAUUUCACCUCGACAUGUUCACAUCAACCAUCUGAAUGAGCAGAGGAACUCCAUCGAGCUGUACGUCUCCUCAGACUCGGCUGGCGCUCCGGAGCUCGUGUCCUCGGAGGAGGUGAUCCGCUCGCUCAACAUCGACACCCUGCACAGAAGCCUCGCUCCGUUUGGCGUCACUGAGGUCUCGGCUGAGAAGAACGUGCUUCAAGGCCAGCAUGAGAGGGACAAAGUGUGGAGCAACGAGGGCUUCUACAUGGUGGUCAUCUUCCUCACGAUCUUUGUCAUCGUCGUCACCUGUUUAAUGGUGCUUUACCGACUCAAGGAGAAGGUUGAGUUUGCAGACAGGCAGCUAAAGGGGCUGGGUGUAUCUGUGUCUGUGCAUGCCACCCAGCCGCCCCUGACCCUCACCAGCAGCAUGGUGCAGGCUUGCCCUGCCCCAAAACCUGCAUGCACCACUGCAACCAGCACAGCCCUGUCCACCGCCACCACCACCACCACUACCUUCACCCAGAUCCACCACAGCACACCUCAUACACACAACACACACCCUGGUGCCUCCACGUCUGAGUUUCAGUACCCCCCAUGCCCCCCUGUGGCUGAAUUCAAACCCUGCCUGUCCUCCAGCCCGUCGCCUUUCAGGAUGAAGUCUGCUGCCGGUCUGCAAGAGAGACGUGGCUCUAACGUUUCCUUGGUGCUGGAUAUGAGUUCGCUUGGCUCGGUGGAGCCUUUGAACUCUGGCGUAAACACUCCUCGCGAGCGAGUGGCCCAGGAGUACCUGCAGUCGGCCACUCGAGUCCUCACACGCCAGCAGCUCCGAGAUGCCGCUCUCAACACGCAGGCCCUGCAUGCCGAGUUUGCUGAAAUUCCAAUGAACUUUGUUGAUCCAAAGGACCUGGACAUUCCAAGUCUUGGGACCAAAAACAGAUACAAGACCAUUUUGCCAAAUCAACACUCCCGAGUCCUCCUGAAAAACAGGAAUAGCUGUGAUCCCCUCAGCAGCUACAUAAACGCCAACUUUAUCCGAGGUUACCUCGGACACGAGAAAUCGUUUAUUGCAACGCAAGGUCCUAUGAUCAACACCGUAAACGACUUCUGGCAGAUGGCCUGGCAAGAGGAGUCGCCCAUCAUUGUCAUGAUCACCAAGCUGAAAGAGAAGAAUGAGAAAUGCGUCUUGUACUGGCCGGAAAAACGAGGCAUUUACGGCAAGGUCGAGGUCCUCGUCAACGGUGUCAGGGAAUGUGAGCAUUACACCGUCCGUACGCUCACACUCAAACAAGCAGGAAAAAGUCGUAAGGUCCAGCAUUACUGGUACACUUCAUGGCCGGAUCAUAAAACCCCGGAGAGCGUGGGGCCUCUUCUGGAGCUCAUGACCGAUGUGGAGAAAAGCAGAGAAGCUUCGGAAUCUCAUGGCCCCAUCAUUGUUCACUGCAGUGCUGGAAUUGGACGCACAGGCUGCUUCAUAGCCACGACAACAGGCUGCCAUCAGCUUCGUCUAGAAGGAGUGGUGGAUGUCCUGAGCAUCGUGUGCAAGCUGAGAGUAGACAGGGGCGGAAUGAUCCAAACCGGAGAACAGUAUGAGUUUGUCCACCACGCCUUGAGUCUCUACGAAAGCCGUCUCUCUGCGGACCCGGACCCAUGACCACAAACGACAUCGAGAACAAGAUGGUACGAGGAUUUUUUUUUUUGCGCACUCCAGGAAGAACAAUCUCAAGGGUCCAAGAAUCCAUCCCUUAUUCUCCUUUAUACUGGAGACAAUCCAGAAUAUAUAUAUAAAUAGAUCUUUGAAAGAGAUCCCAGCAGAUCCCAGUUAUGUGCUCUGGACUUCUUCGCUUCGGAAGAGGUGCGUUUGCUCUGUCCAGCUUGACUCAACUGAUAGACAUUCUGUCUGGAUUUUUCAAACUUCUUACUCGUUCAUGGCCAAGUGUUCAGUUCAUACAUGAAACUACGUGCACAAGGUAUUUCCAAGAUUGUUAAAUGCAUCGGAAGGACAGCUCCUUCGUUAAUAUAAUAUUGCUAAAAACUAUUAUA